This is a messenger RNA of Rattus norvegicus (Norway rat), 4365 nucleotides long. It is a transcript of the gene Spink5, whose product is annotated as serine peptidase inhibitor, Kazal type 5. NCBI's taxonomy places the organism in Eukaryota, Metazoa, Chordata, Mammalia, Rodentia, Muridae. The coding region runs from base 66 to 3125 and encodes 1019 amino acids. Gene Ontology annotation, biological process: epidermal cell differentiation; negative regulation of antibacterial peptide biosynthetic process; negative regulation of antibacterial peptide production. Gene Ontology annotation, cellular component: endoplasmic reticulum; perinuclear region of cytoplasm; extracellular region. Gene Ontology annotation, molecular function: serine-type endopeptidase inhibitor activity; peptidase inhibitor activity. The record is from RefSeq and is marked validated. The transcript has 32 exons.
AGUCUUAGAGCACCAGCUGAGCAAUGCACAGAGCAGUCCUGUAACCAACUUACAUCAUCUUCAGCAUGAAGACAGCCACGGUGCCAAUGCUUCUCACCCUGGCAUUUUAUCUCACACAAGAUGCCUCCAGUUGGAAAGGAAAUCAGGACCCAUGCAUGAAAUUUCGAGCACUGAUGAAAAAUGGGACACUGUCAUGUCCACAAGGCAACAAUUCUUCUCAAAGUCUCAAUGACAUUAUUUUCCAAAGUGAAUGCAUCUUGUGCAAAAAAACACUAGAACAAGAAACAAAUACCAAGGACAUGGUGAUGGUGAGGUUUUUGUCAAGAGCCACCAGGGCCACUGCCCCAGCAAAGUUGAAUUGUGAGAACUUCAAGCAAAGAAGAAAAGAUGGGGAUUUCAUCUGUCCAUCUGAUGCUUCUGCAGUUUGUGGCACAGAUGGGAAAACGUACCCCAGCAGAUGUCACCUGUGUGCUGAGAAUGCGAAAAGCCAGAGCCAUGUUGAAGUAAAAAGUGAAGGUGAAUGUGGCAGCAGCCACCUAGAGACGGAUAUGUGCAGUGAUUUUCGGGCCUACGUGCAAGAUGGAAGACUCGGAUGUACAAGGGAAAAUGAUCCAAUCCGUGGUCCUGAUGGGAGGACACAUGGCAAUAGGUGUGCCAUGUGUGCUGAGCUCUUUUUAAAAGAAGCUCAAGUAAAUGCCACACGUGACAGAGAAAGCAGAAUUCGGAGAGAUGCCGAGGAGGAACUUUGCAAGGAAUUUGAAAACCAAGUGAGGAGUGGAAGACUCUUUUGUACCCGAGAAAGUGACCCAAUCCGUGGCCCUGAUGGCAAGAUGCAUGGGAACAAGUGUGCCCUCUGUGCUGAGAUAUUCAUGAAGCGUUUUACAGAAGGAAAAGAUAAAGCAGAGACAAAACAGAGAGAUGCUGAAGAAAGGGCUAAAGCUAAAAUGGAAAUUAGGAAACGAUGCAGUGAAUUCCAGGAUCGUGCAAAGAAUGGAACACUGUUCUGUACCAGAGAAAAUGAUCCUAUUCGUGGUCUAGAUGGAAAAACACAUGGCAACUUGUGUUCCAUGUGCCAAGCUUUCUUCAAAACAGAAGCUGAAGAAAAGAAGGCUGAAGCUGGAACCAGAAACAGAAGAGGGUCUGAAAAAUCAGAAACAUAUGCAAAGCUAUGUGAUGAAUUUCGGAAGGUCAGAAAGAAUGGACAACUAUAUUGCACCAGAGAGAAUGACCCAGUCAGGGGUCCUGAUGGGAAAAUCCAUGGGAACAUAUGCUCCAUGUGUCAGUCUUUCUUUAUUCAAGAAGACAAAGCAAGAGCAAAGGUUAAAAGAGAAGCUGCAAAGGAAAUGUGCAGUGAGUUCCAGGACCAAGCAAAGAAUGGAAUGCUCAUUUGCACCAGAGAAAAUGACCCUGUUGUUGGCCCAGAUGGAAAAACACAUGCAAACAAGUGUGCAAUGUGUGCAAGUGUGUUUCUACUAGAAGAAGAAGAGAAGAAAAAUGAUGACAAAGGGGAAAGGGAGAAGGCUGAGGCUGGAAAGACGAAGAGAGAAGCAGUGCAGAAUCUAUGUAGUAAAUAUCGUACCUUGCUAAAAAAUGGGCGGCUCCCCUGCACCAAAAAGAAUGACCCCAUUGAGGGCCUGGAUGGGAAGAUCUAUGCAAGUACCUGCUCCAUGUGUGAGGCCUUCUUCCACCAAGAAGCGAAGAAAAAUGAAGCUGGCUUCGGAGCAAAGGCUAAAAGAGAAGUUAAGGUUGAUUGCAGUGAAUUUCUGACUCUUUUAAGAGGUGGAGAACUCUUUUGCACACGAGAAAAUGACCCUGUGCGUGGCCCAGAUGGCAAGACCCAUGGCAACAAGUGUGCCAUGUGCAAGGCUGUCUUUGAGAAAGAAAAUGAAGAAAGGAAGAGGAAAGAAGGGGAAAACCAGAGAAUUGCUGCAGGGCAGAGUUCCGGUGGUGGGAACCAGAAAGCUAAGGAUGAAUGUGCUCAAUAUUGGGAAAGCAUGAAAAAUGGAGAACUUAGCUGUACUCGGGAGAGUGACCCUGUACGUGGUGCUGAUGGGAAACCAUACAACAAUAAAUGUGUCAUGUGUAAAGAACUACUGCGGAGAGAAAUGGAGGAAAAAAAUAAAAAUUCUGCCUCAAGGUCAAAUGGGACUGAAACAAGAAAGGAUGUAUGCGACCAGUUUAGAAACCAAAUGAAAAAUGGGAAACUCCUGUGCACUCGGGAAAGCGACCCUACCCGGGGUCCAGAUGGCAAGACCCAUGGCAAUAAGUGUGCCAUGUGCAAGGAGAGAUUGGAAAGAGAAGCUGCUGAAAAGAAAAAGAAAGAGGAUGAAGACAAGAGAAACACAGGAGCAAACAAGAGCAAUAAGAAGGAUCAGUGUCAUGAAUUCCGGAGCAUGCAGCUAAAUGGAAGGCUGAUCUGCACCCGAGAAAAUGAUCCCAUUCGAGGUCCAGAUGGCAAGACACAUGUAAACAAGUGUGCCAUGUGUCAGAUGAUGUUUGAGCAUGAAGCCAGUGAAAGAAAAAUGAGACAUGAAGAAAACUCACGCUCCCAGUCCACAAAUGAGGCAGAGGACAACUGUGGAGAAGUUCAUAACACAGCACAGGAUGUCAAACCCAGGCAGGCCAGGAGUUCUUUGCCCUCCAUACGUGGGAUCAGUGAAGAUGAGUGCAGCAAUUUUCAAAAUCUCAUAAGUAAUGGAAAGCUUAUCUGUCCAGAAAUGGAUGAUCCAUUGCAUGGUGCUGAUGGAAGCUUUUAUCAGAACAAGUGCAACAUGUGCAGAGAUGUCCUUGAAAAAAAAGCUUUAGAAAGGUCAGGAUUUCAAGAAAAGUCAUCACAAAUUAGAUCUACUAAAGAAGAUGGUCCAGAAUUUUCCAGCUCCUCUCUGGACUCUCACAUGUGCAAAAACUACCGAAUAUUACCCAGGGUGGGAUAUCUUUGCCCAAAGAAUCUAAACCCUGUCUGUGGUGAUGAUGGCCAAACAUAUGCCAACCCUUGUAUGCUCUGUCAUGAAAACUUGAUGCGUCAGACUAAUACACACAUACAUAAACAAGGAACAUGUGAGGAGAACAGUAACCUGGAAGCAGUGUCUGCUGGCACACUUGCCUCUGAAAAAAUGAUGCAAUGAUUGGUGAAAUCACAGAGAAAAAGCUAAGCUUCGAUUCUGAACUGCCUGUCUUUACCAACUGUGUAUAUAAAGAAUUCUUCAAACUCAUCUUUUUACUAUAGACAAUAAUACAGAGCUGUUGGUACUGGACUCAACUGGUUUUCAGUCUUUCCAUCUCUUUCCUUCUAGACUCAGUGAUCUGAGGAUGUGCAGAAAUCUCCACUCAGUCUAUGCUCUGGAAAUCUGAUCACAAUAUUGUCUAUCCAGCUGCCUGUUUAAUAAAAGUAGACACUCAGCAGAACAUCCUUCUGGGGAUUUGUUUAUCACUGCUAGAAAAUGGGAAUAUUUUUUAAUAGUAGCUGAAUAUAUGGUGCCCUUUGUCUUACGAAACACAGUAGUAGGCAAGUUGUUGCCAUCAUUGAAGAGGUGGGGCAAUAUGGGCUCUCAGGCAGCCAAUAUAUGUGUGAAGCUACCUGUUAGCAUAUCCCUUAACUAGUGUCUGUAUUUCCAUAAACAUCAUACCUCAAUUAUAUAAUUGACAUAAUCUCAUAUCUAAUUAUUUACCUAUUCAUAAUUGUUUUUUUUAAUUUUUGAGAUUAUCCCAUUGCUUUCUACAUACAAUGUGGGAAAAACAAAGGAAAUGAAUCUACAAAUAUAUGUAAAUCUCUAGAUUGUCAAUCUCUAACAUAAAUGUUGUAUGAUAUAUAUAUAAUUUAAAUUUUUAGUUGUUAACAAAACAACUAGAUAAAAAUAAUUAUAAUUAUAUUAUCUAGCCCUAUAUAUCACUCACUAAGUCAACUAAUACAACUAUUUUAUUUAAUAAACCUUUGAUACUGAUGUGUAUUUUCCACUAUUAGUACCUCUAGUGUGGACCAGUCAUAUUUCAAGUGUUCACUGGCCACAUGGAGAUGGAGGUGGCUAUAGUGGAUAAUGUAGCUAUACCAUGAUACCAUGGAAUAACAGAGAUGGGAAAUCUGAGAAGGAAUACAUGUAUUGGAUAGGGAUGACAUUAAACCAAACUUGUGGCUUCAGGAUCUCUGAUGAAACUCUGCUACUCUCAGAGUUUAGUUGCUGGUUUUCUGUGGCGGUUUAGGUACCAGAUGCACACCAGAAAGUUCAGAGAAUCUUACAUACCUCCAGCCACUCUCAGCUACAGAAAAAACAUGUUCAGAGUGAGACUGACCUAUCUGGAUCUAGGAAGUUAUUUUUGUAUUUUUUCUCUGCUCUUUUGUUUUUAUAAAUAAAUCUCCACUAAACUAAA